Danio aesculapii is the source of this 4970-nucleotide messenger RNA. RefSeq names its product calpain 15 (gene capn15). The transcript is spliced from 13 exons. NCBI's taxonomy places the organism in Eukaryota, Metazoa, Chordata, Actinopteri, Cypriniformes, Danionidae. Gene Ontology annotation, biological process: proteolysis. Gene Ontology annotation, cellular component: cytoplasm. The coding region runs from base 962 to 4423 and encodes 1153 amino acids. The record is from RefSeq and is a predicted model, not a curated record. Gene Ontology annotation, molecular function: calcium-dependent cysteine-type endopeptidase activity.
CGCCACGGACUGAACCGCACACCCGCACGGGAGCUUUUCUACCGCAGGGAUUUGUCUGUAUCUUUCACCCGGAUGCUUUCGCUGCAGGACUGCAGUUAAAGAGACCCCACAUCGGACCGGAGAACCGGCGGAACCGGAGCGCUCAUGUUCUCACCGGGCCCGAGACCACUGCACCUCACCCGAGCCUCUCUGCGCCGUUAAAUAUUCAUAGUCACGAUUUGAGUGUCAAACUUGAUACUCCGGUGGCCGAAGAGACAAAUGAGAGCCUUUAAAGCCACCGCUGACUCGGUGUAAACAUCUGCAUGAGAUGAGCAGCUGGAUCCGUGAGAGCAGGACGAGCUCCACUGCAGCAGCUGCAGCCUGACCCGCUGAGGGCCUCCGCCGGGUCACAGGCUCAGAGAAACCCGCCGGUCAUCCGAGCCCACCGCUGGAUGAAAUGUGACGCAUCGUAAUCCCGGUGACAGCUGCGGAAAGAUGAGCCACAGACAGAAAGAGAGAGAGAGCGAGACGGGCACAGAACAUGAUUAGAGGGACUGCGCCGUGACUCACAGGAAAACAAGACGCUCCGAUGGAGACUGGAAACUUUGCUCCUGCGUCAAAGUUCCUCUUUUAAACACGUGAACCAAGUGUUUGAGUUUCAAGCGCUUCAAUGAUGUGUUGUGCUGCUGAAGCGUCGUCCUUCCUCUCCGGCGAGGUUACGGCAGGUUAAUCACAGUCCCCGGGAGACUGAGGGCCCCGUGGCUCCUGCAGACCUUUGGGAGCCGCCAGCCGUGGAUCCUGUGAACUUCAUAGCAUGAAAGUGUCAGUCACAGUAUAAAACACAUCCUGAUGUUGAUCUCUGGCAGACUAGAGGAGACGUGUGAGCCACCGAACUGAGCGCCACCUUUGACCUUUUGUGUAUUUAUGCGUAUGAAAGACAAACAGAGGGACUUGGUGUGUGUGUUUAAGAGUUGUUGUGGCAAUGGGGAGCUCUGCGUCGUCUCUGACCACGGAUAGGGAAUCAGAUCACGGCUUCGGGACGGCUCCGUUCCCCACGGCAGCACCGAUGGGUUGGCUGAGGACCAGUCACAGCAGUCCGGUGUGGGGAACCACUUUCAUCACCCGCCAACAGCAGCAGCACCAGCAGCCUAUUCCACACAGAGAGCGCAGUCAUUCUCAUUCACCUGGUUCGAUGGAAGCAGUUGUGAGGAAUUCUGAUUGGUCCUGCGGGCGCUGCACAUUCCUCAACUCCAGCGGCUCCAUGCGCUGCUCCAUUUGUGAAGCUCCCCGACAAAAGCCGGAUCUGAACCACAUUCUCCGCCUCAGCAGUGCGGAGGAACCCCGCUGGUCCUGCCCACGCUGCACUCUCACCAACCACCACGGGUUAGGCUCCUGUUCUGUGUGUGGAGCUGCCCCGGUAACACCCAACGGACCUCUCCCACCCAAACAAACCCCGCCCACCCCGAUAGACCCCGCCUCCAGCCCUGAAGCCAAAGGUCAGGUGGCCAAUGGGGAAUCCCAGUGCACAGAGUCCAAUGGGGAGGUGCUUAUAAGUGGGCAGGGCUCCUCAGAGUGGGCGUGUCCUCGUUGUACUUUAGUUAAUACUCCAGUUGCAUUGUCGUGUUCAGCGUGCGGUGGUCCAAGGAAACUGUCCUUACCGAAAAUCCCUCCGGAGGCUCUAGUGGUACCAGAAGUGCGCACACCUGUGGCAGGGUUUCCUACGCAAACGUCAGGAGCAUCUGCACCUCUUCUUAUUGAUCUAACCGAAGAUUCUCCACCGCAGGCACCUUCUGAAACCCCAUCUCCACCCCCUGUUCCGUUUCUUCCCCCUUCAUUGUCGUCGCUUCAAAAUAAUCCUGUGCCUCGCAGCCGUAGGGAAGUCCCGCCCCCUGGGCGGCCCCCAAACCCUGCCCCCUCACCAACCUCACCUUCAACCUGCCCACCAACCAAACCUAAGCCCCUCCCACAAUCAGGUAAUUACCCAGUCAAGCGCCUCAGUGUGCUGGAGGAAGAGGAGCCUAAUAACCCCGCCCCUCCAGUCACGUCUCCGCCCUCCUGGAAGUGCCCCGGUUGCUCCGCCCCCACAGCUCCUCCUUCGUCGUCUGCUGGCCGCUGCGAUGCAUGCAGAGGCUCGCGGCCGGGUUCAGGUGGUGAUGUCAUUGAUGUGCUCGGCGAAUCAGUGCGCUUUACGCCAGCGUCGCCAUCCAGCCCAGACUUCAGCUCCUGGGCGUGCUCCAAAUGUACACUGCGCAACCCGACAGGCGCAGGUCACUGUACGGCCUGCGGAUCCUCCAAACUGCAUGGUUUCUCCGAGCCGUCCAGCUGCUCGUCAUGUUCUCGGAAACAGCCGCACUCCCACCCGCGUGCCUUUACCUCCACCUCCUCCUCGUCCUCCAUUUCGUCCCCGUCGGCGCAGGAUAAGAGUGUGUGUCAGUGGACGUGUCCUGCCUGCACGCUGCUGAACGAGGGAAGGAUGAAGCACUGCGCCGCAUGUCACACGCCGCAGCAGUACCUGAAUCUGAGGAAAACCGGGAAGCCACUCAAGCGCAGGGAGAGCAUGCACGUGGAGGCCCGCAGGCGCACGGAUGAGGGAGAGGCCAAGGAAUUGUGGGAAAAUAUCGUCAGCUUCUGUAGAGAGAACGCAGUGAAUUUCGUUGAUGACAGUUUUCCUCCUGGUCCUCGAUCGGUCGGUUUCCCAGAAAACGACAGCGUCCAGCAGCGGAUCAAGAAGUGGCUCCGUCCUCACGAGAUCAACUGCAAUAACUUUAAAGAUCGCGGUGUGAAGUGGUCAGUGUUCAGGACGCCCCGGCCCUCAGAUAUACUGCAAGGCCUUCUGGGAAACUGCUGGUUUCUGAGCGCGCUAGCGGUGUUGGCGGAGCGGCCGGAGCUGGUGGAGCGAGUGAUGAUCACCAGAAGCAUCUGUCAGGAAGGAGCCUAUCAGGUCCGGCUCUGUAAAGACGGCACGUGGACCACGGUUUUAGUGGAUGACAUGCUGCCCUGUGACGAAUACGGCUUUCUGCUCUUCUCGCAGGCUCAGCGGAGGCAGCUGUGGGUUGCGCUAAUAGAGAAGGCUCUGGCGAAGCUGCAUGGCUCUUAUUUUGCGCUUCAGGCUGGUCGAGCGAUCGAGGGUCUGGCGACGCUCACCGGAGCCCCCUGUGAGAGUCUGAUGCUGCAGGUCAGCUCAACAAACCCUCGAGAAGAGCCCAUCGACACCGACCUCAUCUGGGCCAAAAUGCUGAGCUCCAAAGAGGCCGGUUUUCUGAUGGGCGCAUCCUGCGGGGGCGGGAACAUGAAGGUGGAUGAUGCGGUGUAUGAAUCUCUGGGGCUCCGCCCACGACAUGCCUACUCCAUACUGGACGUGAGAGAUGUGCAGGGCUACAGACUGCUGCGUCUCAGGAACCCAUGGGGCCGGUUCUCCUGGAACGGCUCCUGGUCGGACGAGUGGAGCGACUGGCCGCAGCACCUCCGGCACGAGCUCAUGGCUCAUGGCAGCAGUGAAGGUGUCUUCUGGAUGGAAUAUGGAGACUUCAUUAAGUACUUUGACUCGGUGGACAUCUGUAAGAUUCAUCCAGACUGGCAGGAGGUUCGUCUGCAGGGCUGUUUCCCCUGCCGGGCCAGUAAACCGGUGACGGUGACAGCGCUUACAGUGCUGGAGAGAACCGCGCUGGAGUUCGCCCUCUUUCAGGAGGGCAGCAGGCGUUCAGACACGGCGGACAGUCACCUGCUGGACUUGUGCAUCAUGGUCUUCCGGGCCUCGUUCAGUAAUGGUAAUAAGCUGGUUCUGGGUCGUCUGCUGGCACACAGCAAGCGCGCGGUCAAGAAGUUUGUAGGCUGUGAUGUGAUGCUGGAGCCGGGCGAGUACGCGGUGGUUUGCUGUGCCUUCAACCACUGGCAGAUGGACCUCAGCGGAGCCUCAACACCUGUGUCCAGCCCCACCAAUGCUCGCAGACCCAGUCAGGAUUUCCCAGGGUACAUCUUGGCCAUCUACAGCUCCAGACAGGUGAUGGUGGAGCAGGUGGAGGCUACGUCCACCACACUCGCAGACGCCAUAAUCCUGCUGACGGAGAACAAGGGGGAGAGACAUGAGGGUCGGGAAGGAAUGACCUGUUAUUACCUGACUCACGGGUGGGCGGGGCUUAUCGUCGUGGUGGAGAAUCGUCACCCGAAGUACUACCUCCAUGUGUCCUGUGACUGUACAGACAGUUUUAAUGUGGUGUCGACGCGCGGCAGCCUGAAGACCAUUGACAGUGUUCCUCCUCUGCACAGGCAGGUUCUGGUGGUUCUGUCUCAGCUGGAGGGAAACGCCGGUUUCUCCAUCACACACAGACUGGCCCACAGGAAAGCUGCGCAGGCGUCUUUAGGCGACUGGACGUCCAAUAAAGCCACACACUCGCCCCAGCUCACUCCAGACACUGACGGACUGCACAGACCGCGGCCGCUUUGACACACGCUCACACACACACACACACAUAAACAUAAAAACACAUGAACCCUGUGCUGAUGAACGCAGACACUGAGAACUACUGAGCCAAUCACACGUCUGCUCUCUGAGCCAAGACCCGCCCACUGCAAACACACACACUCACACACACACAUUCAGAUCCUGUCAGUGGACUUCAGUUUCUUUUGUGUAUGUUCAGUCAAAGGGUGAAUCUCAACAAAUUAAUUCACAUGGCUCAUUUCAUCCUAAAUCAGAGGAAUCUUCGUGAUAAUUAAUCACACUCUGCGCAAUCAUCUGCACGACAUUAAAAAUAGAUGCUCCAUUUUUAUUUUAUGAUUAUUAUUAGUAAUUUUAGUAAUAUUACAGUUUCAAUUUUCCUUUACGUUCCACAUUACUAUGAAGUUUAUUCUGAUUUUCAUGAUGAUGCUUUAGAUUAUUAUUAUUAUUAACAUUAGUAAUAUAUUUUUCAUAAUAAUAAUUAUUAUUAAUAUCAUUUUUAUUAUUACCAUUUUAAAUUAUUUCCCCUUUAAAUUCACAUUACCAGAAUUCU